GUACAGCGCAUGCGCGGCUCAGCGCUCUAGCUCGCUUUGGGUGCACCUGCUUCUUUCACAGGUGCCAUGGCGGAGGAGAGGACGAAAUGCGACUUUAAAACACCGGACGACGGCGGGGAAGCAGUCUUCAAGGGCGUCGAGCAGCCCAUCUUCUCCGCCCUGAGCAGCGGCCAGGCGGAGCGGGACAACACGGUAGGACAGCGGGCAAGCUGCGAGGGGACAAAAGCACCUGGAGCCGCCCUGACUCCCGCCACCACCCCCGCUUUUUCCGAUACCGAGUCCGGGAUCUUUUCCGGGGAGUGCGAGACGUGUGUGGAGCACGAUUCCGAGCUGGACUGGUUCUGUGGCACCGAGUUAAAGUUGAUUUGCUCCCAUUGCGCGAUUGUAGGACCUUGUCGUGGACACUCAGUGACCCCUCUGGCCGCCAGAGUCACCGCAGUCCGGAAUCAGCUGGUGGACGCGUGUGAGAAAAUGCAGGUUCAGGCGCGGUGGAUGGAACGAUUCAUGGAGAAGACGCUUCCCAGCAAGGAGCAAAAACUUCAGGUGGCGGCGAGCACGGCAAGAGAGCAGGUUGUGGCCCAGGUCAACGCAGCCCGAGAGGCCCUGGAGGAGGAGGAGCAGCGGCUCCUGGAGGAGGUGCAGCGGGAGGAGGAGCGAGUGGAGCAGUGCCUCCUUACCCAGCGGGCUCACUGGAGCCAGGCGCUGGACAGUCUGGCGCAUACACGCUCACUCGUGGUGCACACUCUGACGCACUAUGCGGACCCACAGCUAGUGAUGAGCAUCCAGGAGCUUACUGAAAGCAUGGAGGCGGCUGAGGGUGUGUGUAAGCCGUGCGACACAAAGCAGCUCAACUUCAGACCAGGCUGCGGUGAAAGCAAGCUACUGAGGGGACUGUGGGCCACCGCCAUGCUGCAGGGACCACGUGCUUAUGCCUCGUCGUCUUUCAAGUUUGACGAGCGCACAGUAAGCCCGCUCCUGUCGCUCUCUGAUGACCACCGCAAUUUGACCUUCGUCCACAAAAAACUCAACCGGUCGCUGCCCUACGACCCGGCACGCUUCGACUCGUGGCCCAACGCUCUGGGCUCACUCGCCAUGUCCUCCGGGACCCACACCUGGGUGCUGGAUGUAGGUCAGAGCGCCGCCUUCAAGGUAGGGGUCUGCUACGCCAGCAUGGAGCGCAAAGGUGCCUGUGACAAGGCCCGGCUCGGAUACAACGAGCAGUCGUGGGUGCUGUGCCACUUCGGCGGCGAGUACUCGUUCUGUCACCAGGGGAAUAAAGUGCUGCUGGAGGUCAUGGUCAGACCGCGGAAGGUGGGCCUCCUGCUGGACUGGCCAAGUCAAACGCUCUUGUUUUAUUCGCCGGAGUCAAGUGCGGUUUUGUACACAGUCAGGGGUCCGUUUAGUGCCCCCUUGCUGCCAGCAGUUGCUGUGACGGACCAGAGCGUCACCAUACUACACUGACAAACCAUCAACUAACAUUUUCACUUUAGUGAAUUAAGGGCAUUUAACGCUGUUCACUUAAAUCCCCUGUUAAUCACAUUGACAGCUUUUUUUUAAAUUUCUUUUUACACUGAAAAUAUGGUACAAGUAAUUUUGUGUUUGGUAAAUGAAUAAUGUCGGCUGCAGUCAUUAAUAAACGCGGCUUCAAAUAGUGUAGCACUGAUGUCGAUUUAGACCAGUGGUUCUUAACCUGGGUUCGGUGAGUCGCCCUCAGCGGUUCGGCGGAGGUCAAAACACACCCGACUCAUCGUGUAAAUACAAACUUCUCCCUAUCAGCUGACUGAUUUGCAGGUGCGUAAUUUAUUGUGAAUUUAUGCACUGUGUUGGUUUGUUGUUUGAACAAGGUGAUGUUCAUGCACGGUUCAUUUUGUGCACCAUUAAAAUAAAAACAUGGUAACAGUUUAGUAUGGGGAACAUAUUCACCAUUAAUUAGUUGCUUAUUAACGGGCUUCACGGUGGGAGAGGGGUUAGUGCGUCUGCCUCACAACACGAAGGUCCUGCAGUCCUGGGUUCAAUCCCAGGCUCAGGAUCUUUCUGUGUGGAGUUUGCAUGUUCCCCCCGUGAAUGCGUGGGUUCUCUCCGGGUACUCCGGCUUCCUCCCACUUCCAAAGACAUGCACCUGGGGAUAGGUUGAUUGGCAACACUAAAUCAGCCCUAGUGUGAAUGUUGUCUGUCUGUGUUGGCCCUGUGAUGAGGCGGCGACUUGUCCAGGGUGUAUACCGCCUUCCGUCCGAUUGUAGCUGAGAUAGGCGCCAGCGCCCCCCGUCACCCCAAAAGGGAAUAAGCGGUAGAAAAUGGAUGGAUGAAUGGAUAGUUGCUUAUUAACAUACAAAUUAGUAACAUAUUGGCUCUUAAGUAAUCAUUAUUAAUGCCUUAUUCGGCACGGCCUUAUUAUAACCCUAACCAAAUAACUCUAAAUUAAGUCUUUAUCACUUAGAAUAUGUUCCCCUAGUGUCCAAAUAACUCUUAACUAAGUCUUUGUUACUUAGAAUAUGUUCCCCAUACUAAAGUGUUACCAAAAACCUACAACUUUGUCUUGAAUUUGAAAAAAAACCAACACAUUUUAUUUUUCACUAAAGGGUUCGGUGAAUGCGUGUAUGAAACAGGUGGGGUUCGGUACCGCCAACAAGGUUAAGAACCACUGAUUUAGAUCAACUAUGGACAAAAAGUUGCUUAUUCCAAGUACUAGUAUCCAUCCAUCCAUUUCUACCGCUUAUUCCCUUCGGGGUCGCUGGUGCCUAUCUCAGCUCCAAUCAAAGUAUAAAUACUGUUAAUAGCUCUUGGUUUGUCUCCCUCUAGGGGCCAAAUAAUAGGAUGAUGUUUAGAUUUUUAUAGAGCCACAGGGGGGCAGUGUUGCCAUUGUGAAUAUUUUGUACCAUUCCUCACAAAUAUUUUCUAUGAAAAAAUGUCAAGUACGCUAUAAAGUAUGUGGUUUAUAACAAAACAUUUAGUUGAAUAAAUAUACAAAGUAUACAUCUGAUCAUAAUGAGAAUAUUCAGUCUACGCAAAAAACAAAAACAUCCAUUUUUAGUCCUUGCCACCUCAUGAUUCCAUUAGGAUUUAAAGUUAAAGUCCCAAAGAUUCAUCACACACACACUAGGUGUGGUGAAAUUUGUCCUCUGCAUUUGACCCAUCCCCCAGGAGGUGAGGGGAGCAGUGAGCAGCAGUGGUGGUCGCAUUCUGGAAUCAUUUGGUGAUUUAGCCCUCGAUUCCAACCCUUGAUGCUUAGUGCGAAGCAGGGAGGCAAUGGGUCCCAUUUUAUAGUCUUUGGAAUGACUUGGCCACCAUUUGAACACACGACCUUCCAUUCUCAGGGCGGACACUAACCACAAGGCCACUGAGCUAGUCAUUAUUUACGUGAUUACUGGGUGGGAGGAGGCUCGAUGUUCAGCUCCUGUCUCAGGUCCUCCACGCUCUGCUCCCAUCGCCUCUCAUAGAAGACGCUGAGGACACACCGGGCACGUCGGCCAUUCUGCACGGCCCAGGGUCCCAAGGAAGUGACCAGCUGCUGCAGGCGACUUGACGCGCAAAAAAGAAACAUGUUAGAAGAGGAUGGAAAGGGGAAACAGUGAUAAACCAGCCUAAUUCCCCAGGAUACAGCAGGAAGUAGUGCAAAUAAAUAAAUGGUUUUGUCUGUGA
Nerophis ophidion (straightnose pipefish) is the source of this 3639-nucleotide messenger RNA. RefSeq names its product B-box and SPRY domain containing (gene bspry). The coding region runs from base 67 to 1461 and encodes 464 amino acids. The record is from RefSeq and is a predicted model, not a curated record. The transcript is spliced from 6 exons. Lineage: Eukaryota; Metazoa; Chordata; Actinopteri; Syngnathiformes; Syngnathidae. Gene Ontology annotation, molecular function: protein binding.